AUGGGAAGCUUCCAAAGAAGUAUUUUAAAAGUGUUUGCCGUGGUUCUGCUCGUGGCCACCGCAAGGGGGGAGACGGAGUCUGCAUGCUACUACAAUAAUUGCGAAUUUGAGUUGAAUGAGAAGUUCCUGGAGACGGAUAUACGCUCGUACAAGUUUAUUUUCGAAGUAGAAAGCGGUACAAUUGAGACAAACUUCGAUGGAUCGCGACUUUCGAUUAUCCCACCGUUACUGUUCUCUGGUGAUGGCUACAGGAUAGAAGUAUUGACUAUGUCCGAGGUGGAUGUGCAGCGGUUGGAUCCUGAUACGUUUGGUAAUGCAACACUACUUCGUACGUUGAAAAUGCAGAAAAAUCGUAUCCCAAAGCUGUACGACUACAUGUUCCGGAAUGCCACCAAGCUAGAGAGCAUAAACUUCGGUAGCAACCGCAUCGAUGUGGUAGAGGAAUUCACGUUUGCUGGGUUAAACAAGUUGGAGCUGCUGCGAUUGUCGCGCAAUAAGAUUGAAGUGUUGCCACGGAAGUUGUUUGCUGGGUUGGGCAGGCUGAAGGAAUUGCAUCUGGACCACAAUCGUAUCACGGAGCUACCGGGACGCCUGUUUGAAGAUCUCCUACGGCUCAGAGAGUUGUACUUGGGGUUCAACUAUUUCGAAAAGCUUACAAAAGAUAGCUUUGUUGGAACGCGGAGACUACGAAAGCUUGGAUUGCAAAAUAAUCGGAUCAGCUCAAUCGAUCCAGAAACGUUUCAAUCAUUGGUCACGUUGGACUAUCUUUAUUUGCAGUCAAACCGGCUGACAAACCUAGCGUCGGAAACGUUCUUCUCACAGCUGGAGCUGAGCUAUUUGGAUUUGAGCGUGAACUAUUUGAAAGAGCUUCCGAAGGACUUGUUCCGACACACUUUCGCACUGGACACAUUGAAGUUGAGCAAUAAUUCGCUUCGGGAGCUGCACACCGAUUUAUUCGAGAGCGUGAUUGACCUGAUCAUUCUUAAAAUCGAACACAACGAGUUACGAUCGAUAGAGGAGGCGUUGUUUAGAAACCUUCAGAAGUUGAAUUUACUGUUGCUGGAAAAUAAUCGCAUAGAGCGCAUUUUCCCUGGUACGUUUGACCCUCUGAGAAAGCUAGAGGUACUGGACCUUAAUAACAACGCACUCACGUCGAUCGAGGGAGGUCUGUUCCGUGCAUUGCGAGAUUUGAAAAAACUUUUCCUCAACGAUAAUCUUAUCAGUGUCCUAAGCGCCGGGUGUUUGAAUGGUGCCAAAACGCUAAAAGAAAUCCAUCUCGAUAGCAACCCAAUUCAAUCGAUCGACGAGGACUUCCUGGUUGGAACACAUAUUUCACUACUGUCGAUGGACAAGUGUGGACUGAAGGGGUUACCGAAGCGAUUGUUUGCCAAUCAACUGUUCCUAACCAGACUUUCGCUGAAGGGUAACAAGCUGACCGAGCUUGAGUCGCAGACGUUCUGGCAACUAAUGGGACUUAAUGAGCUAGAUGUGAGUGAGAAUCGGGUAUUGAAUGUCUCGGAUGUUUUGUCAAAACUUUCCUACCUGAGAGAGGUGGAUUUAUCAGGAAAUCGGAUCCGUAAUAUUCCAGACGAUGAAAAAUAUGCAGAAAGGGACUUCUUGAAGAAACUUAUUCUGGACAACAACAAGUUGGCCGAAAUUCCAAUCUGGAUUGCUAAGCUGCCGAAUCUGAAGUUAUUGUCGUUGGAGAAAAAUAAGUUGAGUUCUACUGUUAUACCGGAGACUGCGGAGCUGCAAGAGCUAUACUUAGGUGGAAAUGAAAUCAGUUCUCUUCAGUUAGAAAAGUUUCCAAACUUGGAAGAGCUUUACGUCGAUGAUAACAAACUAACCAGCCUCUCGGCAGAUACUUUUGCUAACAUGCAGCUGAAAACGUUGGACUUAUCGGAGAAUCGGCUCACUGGACCACUGGAAGGAGUUUUCACUCAUCUUGGUUCGCUGGAAACACUUAGCUUAAAUAGUAAUCCAUUGGGGAGUCUAACACCGAGUACAUUUGAAGGUAUAUCAGAGUUGGACGAUCUUUCGCUAAAGAAUAUUAGUCUUAGCCAAGUAAAUAAGGGACUGUUUGAGUCUCUCUCGGAGUUGGAAAAGUUGGAUCUAUCGGAGAAUAGCCUUAAUAGCGUAGUUGUUGAGGCAUUCCGGAAUAACGAGAAGCUUCAUAGUUUCUACCUGAAUGACAACAAGAUCAGCAUUGGUUCCUUGGAUGGUUUGGUGGGACUAGAUCGAUUGAAGCUAAUUACGAUUUCAUCAGAAAAUGUGAUCCUACCAGAUACGUUGUUGGAAAACAAAACAAAGCUUGAGGAGUUUUACGUGCAGGGAAGUACAUUCAGCAGUCUACCGGUGAGCUUCUUCCGUUCUACGCUAUCGCUCCAAAAGCUGUCCGUUUCGGAUAACAAGCAGUUUGUGAAGGUUCCGAAGGAUUUCUUCCAGUACAUACCGUAUUUGAAGGAGCUCGUUCUGGUGAACAACAGUCUAUCUGCACUCGAUCCGAGUGUUUUUGAUCCUUUGGGACUGCUGGAGCUGUUAGACAUUUCGGAAAACCCUUUGAAAUCAUUGCCUGAAGAACUGUUCGCAAAGACAUACAGCUUGCAGAAAUUGAGAAUUGCUGACGCAAAUCUAUCUUCCAUUCCAGUAGGAAUCUUCAACAGCUUGUACGCUCUGAACACGCUGGAUCUGAGCAACAAUCAGCUGAAAACGCUGUCGCAGGGUGUGUUCAAUCGGCUUUACUCGCUGGAAACGAUCUCGCUCGAGAACAACCAAUUCGAACAGUUAGAACCGGCCGUGUUUGAUGGGUUGGAGAAGCUGAAAGUCGUGGUUCUCGCUUACAACAAGCUGAGCACAUUGGAUCCUCAACUUUUUGCUGGAUUACCAUUGGAAGUACUCGAACUGUCGAACAAUAAGUUUACCACGUUUGAUGAGAGCGCGAUGGCGUUUGCGAAGUCGUUGCUUGUCCUGUGGAUGGAAAAAAAUGCACUGAGCUCGCUGAAGGUAUCGUCCGUGUUGGAGAAGUUGUACGUUGACGACAACCAACUGUCCUCGAUUGAGGUAAAGCUUGAGGAAUCGGCACCAUUCAGUACACUCACGACCAUCUCAGCAACUGAAAACAAUUUCACUAGCCUGGAAAGCUUUUACAAUUUUAAGAUGCUGUCCGAGCUUGAUUUAUCGUACAACCGAUUCGAAGUGUUGGAACUGGGUAAGCUAAGCAGCGAAAUAUAUCCUCUCUACAUACUGAACGUAUCGAACAGUCACGUGCAGCGCAUCGAGAUUGGUAGUAUUGAGUCGCCUACGUCUUUGAUUCAUUUGGACAUUUCAAACAACAACGUGACGGCCCUGAAUGUGAGCUCGUUCGCAGUGUUCCCGAAUCUGGAGAACUUUGUGUUCGGAGGCAACAAGUUCAAUUCGUUCCCGGUGAAUGAAUUGAUCGGGACGUUUCAACAGCUGCAAUCGAUCGGACUGGAAGGUACGACCUGGAAGUGUGACUUCUUGACCAGUUUGAAGCACUCAAUAGAGGAGGUGGAUGUGAACUUCUGUGUUUGGGGAUCGCUGCUGUUGCUUGUGUUCCUGCAUAAAGCGUACAGCCUCGAAGAAAUUUCAUUAUCCUGUGAACCAUUUAGGUGUGAAUUCAGCGAGCUACACUUUGCUAGUCCCGAUGAUACGGCCGGUCUGUCCAUAGCAUACGACGACGGUUACUACCAUCAUGUGUCCUUCGAACGCUCAACCCUUCCCGUCAUACCGGUGAGUGUGUUUGCGCAGAAUAGCGGAGUGCAGACGCUCAACAUCUCUAACUGCGAUCUGUACGGUGUGCUGAGGAAAACGUUCCGCUACGCAGAGGACCUUAGAUAUCUGUACCUCGACAACAAUCGGCUAACGGAAACGUAUAGUGGAAUGUUUUUGGGAGCAAAAAAUUUGGAGGUGCUCCGGCUGUCCAAGAACCAUAUCAAAACGAUUGGUCAGCACACGUUUGCCGGCUUACCGAAGCUGGUUGAGCUGGAUCUGUCCGGAAACUUGAUACGGUCGCUACAGAGUGAGAUUUUUGCCACACUUGGUGAAACGAAACGGUUAUCGUUGGCAGACAACUACCUGCAUGAGCUGGCAGAGUCGACGUUCUUGGGCAUGAGCUCGCUGCAGGUGUUGGAUUUAAGUGGUAACGUGUUGCGCUUUUUGAAUGCAACCACAUUGGAGGGGUUGUUCGUGUUGGAGCGUCUCCUUCUGCACAACAAUCGGCUUGAGACGAUCGAUGGUCAAGCGUUUGCUCAGAUGCCCAUCCUGAAGGUGCUGCGGUUAAGCAAUAACAACCUGAAAACGUUACCGGCAAACGUCUUUAGUGCAUUGGGUAGCUUAGAAAAGGUAGAAUUGGAUCGGAACUAUAUUUCUGACCUGGAUGACACGUUGUUUGAAGAAAAUACCAAUCUGGAUUAUAUAAGCCUGGAAAAUAAUACGAUUAGCACUCUGCGUCCAGCACUGCUAGCGAAUCUGUACAAGCUGGAGGGAUUCUCGAUCGGGUAUAACCAAUUGCGCGAGCUGGACGUGCAACUGUUUGAGAACAGUUCAUCAUUGCAGCGGGUAUGGUUGGUGGGAAACUUUUUAACGCAGAUUUUUCCCGGCACGUUCGACAGUUUGAAUAAUUUGGAGGAGCUAUACCUGUCUUUCAACUUGCUCGCCACGUUCGAGGGAGGAUUGCUGAAGAACUGCAGUGAACUGAAGGAACUCUAUUUGUAUGAGAAUCGGAUUAAGCAUCUAAAGGCAGGUGCACUCGAAGGUGCAUCAAAGCUGCGGAAGCUGGGUUUGGGUAGAAACGACAUUACAACUAUCGACGAAAACUUCCUCGACGAUGUGCCACAGCUAGAAUACCUUUGGCUCACGGACAACUUUAUCAAAAGCAUUCCAGCGGGUUUGUUUAGUAAGCAAAGCGACCUGGCGUAUCUCAUGCUAUCGAACAACCAGAUAAAGGAAAUCAACCCCGGUACGUUUAAUUCCAGUGAGAGUUUGUUGGAGCUGCACCUGAAUAGCAAUCAGAUCCAGCGCAUCGAGAAAGGUGUAUUGAAUUUAACAAGUUUGGAGUAUCUUGAUCUUGCGGACAAUUUUAUUGAAACAUUGAACGAGAGCAGCUUGGAAGGGGUGCCCAAUCUAACUACCUUGUUACUGGAAUCGAACAUUCUUGAGGACGUCCCAGCCGCUAUCACUCAAACCACAAAGCUGUCCUACCUUACGCUGCAGAACAAUCGCAUCUGGAAGCUUAAGGAUGGGAGAUUUAGCAAGUUGACCAAUCUGUCCACACUUAACCUGGAAGGCAAUAAUAUAGAAGAGCUGGAACCGAACUGUUUCCAUGGGUUGGAAUCGCUUACAAGCCUGUUCAUGACUGAUAUAAACUUUACGGGAGUGAAUAGCGUACAAUUCGGUGCGUUAAAGAGGCUGGAAACUCUGUCCCUAGAUAGAACUCGUAUGGAUGGAGUAGAUUUUGGAUUUUUAGCAGGUUUGACAAACCUUAUCACUCUUUCGUUAAGAAAUACUAACAUCACUUACAAUGGCAGCUAUAACCAGUCGUUCCCAAGCUUGCGCACAAUAACUGUAACCGGAGCCAAACACACGACGAUCGAUGAAAAUUUCUUUGCAGGAUCUCCAAAUUUGAAAGCUGUGGACAUCCAGGACACACCGCUGGACGCGAUCAAUGUAAACGCUUUCCGAAGGUUAAAGAAUCUUACCGAACUGUACAUGGGUCCCUACAAAGGAGAGUUGAAGGACAUUAUCGCGAAUAACGUUGAGCUGAACAAUUUGUACCUGAAGCAAAUGAACUUUACCACUCUUUCCGAUCAUUUCUUCUGGGCAAACCGGAAACUAACCACACUUUCGAUCGAUGAAAAUCCAAAUCUGACGGCACUGAAACCGGCCUGGUUUAAGCAUCUGCCCUAUCUAGACUACCUGGAUGUGACCAGCAACAACAUUUCCGAAAUUUCAGCGGAUGUGUUCGAAAGUACGCCCGUGAUGCAUCAGCUGUUCCUGAUGGGCAAUCCGCUCCGUUCGCUCGAUGUGAACCUGUUCCAGAAUUUGUAUACUUUGACUUUUCUCGAUCUGGAAAAUACUACCCUUGCGGAUCUUCCGGUCGGCAUAUUUGAUGGUCUGUACAAGCUGGAAGAGUUGUUCCUGAAUAACAAUCAACUUUCGGAUUUGAAGAGUGGCACCUUCCGUCAGCUCUACUCGCUACGCAUGCUGACACUUUCCAACAAUUCGAUCGAACAGCUCGAUCCGUACCUGUUUGCGGAUAUGCCGAGACUGAAGGAGAUCUACCUAUCGCACAACAAGCUAACCACACUGGAUGAUCGUCUGUUUGAUGCACAGUUAGGCCUGCUGGCGUUAUACCUGUCCAACAAUCGGUUUGUUUCGUUCGAUUUACAUGCGAUGAGCUUCGCACGCACCCUAUACUACCUUAGUCUGGAUGGCAAUCAGCUGCAGUCGUUGAAGAUCGCUCCGAAUCUGGAGAGCCUAACCGUGAAUGAUAACCACCUGUCAUCGUUGCAGCUACCCGACUCGAACUAUUAUCGCAUGACAAUGCUUUCGAUACAGAACAAUAGCUUUACCACGCUGGAAUCAACGUACAGUUUCGAUAGAUUGGAGCAGUUGAACGUAACUUUGAACAAAUUACCAAUUCUCGAUAUAGGGCUGAUAGGAGAGAAGUUCCCAAGGUUGAACCUGCUAAAUGCAUCGUUGGCAGGCAUUGAGUUGUUGGGAAGUACGGUGAAAGCUUACAAGAAUAAGGCACUAAAACAUCUAGACCUAUCGUACAACACCCUAGCCGAUGGCGAGCUACGGAAGAUAGAUCAGUUUCCAAAGCUGGAGAACUUUGAAUUCGCCGGAAAUCGUAUCGUGAAUUAG
This is a messenger RNA of Anopheles maculipalpis, 6885 nucleotides long. RefSeq lists its product as uncharacterized. Gene Ontology annotation, molecular function: protein binding. Gene Ontology annotation, cellular component: extracellular matrix. The transcript is spliced from 3 exons. The record is from RefSeq and is a predicted model, not a curated record. Bases 1 to 6885 code for a protein of 2294 amino acids. NCBI's taxonomy places the organism in Eukaryota, Metazoa, Arthropoda, Insecta, Diptera, Culicidae.